CGGACCUAGGCCCAAAAAAAUGAAAAAUUAGGCCCAGUUUAAUUGUCUGAGACCUGUGUGAGUAGGCCAUCAGCCAAGGAAGAACCGCAAAACCGCGAAUGCCCCUUCGCCAAGGAAGAAGGAACCCACUGCUAAACUGCGUCUGCUCACUCUGCCUCACCGUUUCAGCUGUUCAGGCGUUCACUCCGUUCCGCCUUCACUCUUCUUCUCUUCAGGUUAUUGGAAGUUUGAAUGAAUCAAGUACCGAUGAAUAAUCCCGAAAAAAUUGGUGAUAGUGUUGCUUCAAAAUCUCUAAAUUCAGCUUCAUCACCGUUCAAAAGGCUGGGUAGAAAGUCACCUUUCACUAGAUAUGGACUUCCUAUGAUCUCACUCAUGGUGCUUGGAUCUUUUGGUCUUGGCCACCUUUUGCAAGGCAGCAAGGAUAUUGCUAAAGUGAAGGAUGAUCGAGAGUGGGAAAUCAUUGAGACAAAAAAAGCACUUUCUAGAGAAGGGCCUGUGAAUGCAUAUAACCCCAAAAAGAUCAACUUGGAGGAUGAAUUGAAGGCUCUGAAAGAAAAAGUUGAUUUAAACAAUUACGAAUACAAGAGAAUUCCCAAGCCUGAUAAGAGCAAAUGAAAGGCUCUAGUUAAGAGAAUCCGUAGCAUGAAAGCGGCAGCAAUGAAUGUAGGGUAUCUUGUUUUCCUAGUUCAGGCUCUAUUUGGUAGCCUUAUGUUGCUUACUGAGUUGAAAAAGCGGCUUUUGACUUAUUUCGCUGAAAUGCACGUCACCAAGGAUAUACUUUUUCUUUCCGAAAGUUCAGCAGAUGCCACCAUUCCAACGAAGUACCUCUUUAUGCGAGGUUUGAAGUCUUUCGAACGCCCUUGUAUUUCUGUUGCUAAAUCUGCUGAUUCUGAAGUACAAUGAUGUACAUACACACAUUGAACAUUGUUUGAGCCACUGAAUUACAAUUUUUGUAAGGAACCC
Molecule: messenger RNA, 963 nt
Organism: Cuscuta europaea
Lineage: Eukaryota; Viridiplantae; Streptophyta; Magnoliopsida; Solanales; Convolvulaceae
Source: the annotation of a GenBank genome assembly